Aspergillus candidus is the source of this 3358-nucleotide messenger RNA. RefSeq lists its product as uncharacterized. Bases 209 to 3181 code for a protein of 990 amino acids. NCBI's taxonomy places the organism in Eukaryota, Fungi, Ascomycota, Eurotiomycetes, Eurotiales, Aspergillaceae. Gene Ontology annotation, molecular function: protein binding. The transcript has a single exon. The record is from RefSeq and is a predicted model, not a curated record.
UGGGAAUAGCUUGAUAGACUCUGCCAGACAGAUGAUCAUCAGCCAAUACUCUUUUGUUUGAUCGACCUUCUUUAUCCUUAGCCACCCCUCCAACCUGUCGCUUUAAACAGCCGAGAGCAUCAUGAGUCUUAUGCGACACUAAGAUCGACCAUCUAACUUACCAUACAGCCUCUCCCGCCAGGAUUAUACCAUCGAGUCCACCUUGAAAAUGGAUGGUCAACAAAAACCUUCGGUUCGUCCAAGUGGAAUCCCUCGAUUAGCCUCGCGACUGCCUCUGCCGACCUCUUCUGCGUCCCGAACGAUCAAAGCGUCUUCGUCACGCGAGAAGCUACUGGCUGACCCGGGCCUGAAUACCUCCAGGCUGCGACGACCUUCCGCAGAGCCUGUGUUCAAGAAACCUCUUCCCAAAUACUCAGCACCACCAAGGCCCCGGUCUAGCCUACAACCGGGGAGGGAUGUUUCUCAGACGCGAAUAAGUGAUGGCGGCAGAUCGGAAGGAGACGGGGGAUGGGAUGAGAUCUCCCAGUCGGAUAUCGAAUCCUUGUCCGGCGACACGGAGUUUCGAGGCCGCGCGCGACCUUCACUGUCGGAACGAACCAUGGAGACGCUGGCCCAAAUCCCACCUUCGCCUGCUUCCUCGCGAAAGUCCAGUUUCUUUAAUGCAACGAGCCCUAUGCGAUCGCCAUCUCGCCAGUCGUCGGUAAUGUCCAAUUAUUCAAGGUCUCCGUCGAGGUCAUCAUCCUCUCGUCAACAAUGCGGGGGUGAGCUUUUCGCUCACACGCCGUCUGCCAUGCGACUCCCAUCAAGAUCACGGCCUUCGUUGCCCACGGGUGGCGCCGUGGCCGACAGCGCUAUUGCGGAGGAUGAUAGUCCGUCAAAACCUCGAAUUCCAGCUGUACCAGCACCCAACUUUGGUGGGACUGGUGACGAAACCCCCAAGGCAUCGAAGUCACGGCCCCAGCUUAGUAAAGGGCUUGCGAAGCCCAACGGCAUGCAAGAACCCUCGCAAUCAUCCCUUGACGUGAAGAAAACACGCAAUACACCAACAAAGCCGCCUUCCAGCCAAAAGCUGUCUUCCUACCAGCCAAGAUCUUCGUCUGCUAGACCCAUAGACGCGGAAUUGAAUCCAGGACAGCAGUCCGAAUUGGAAGCUAGAAAGGCCGCAAAAUCCUCCAGCACCUUACGCGAAAGCAUUGCCAAGGCCAAAGCUGCCGCAAAGGCAGCAGCUGAAAAACCUUCGCAACCACCGUCGUCUAAUUCUUGGGAUGAUCUCGAGACUCAAGACCCGUUCAACCAACGGCCCAAGGACUCAAACAAGGGUUUGCUUCGAAAGCGCAUCGAUGCAGGUAGAACGUCGGGUAACUUGAAUAUCGCCGCCAUGUCGUUGACAGAGUUGCCAGAAGAAGUCAUGAAAAUGUAUGACUUUGAUCCGGAUUCUACCACGGACUGGUACGAGAGCGUGGAUUUGGUCAAAUUUAUUGCCGCGGACAACGAGUUCAAAGAACUACCAGAGAGCGCUUUCCCAGAUGUCGAUCCAUCUGAUCCAGACCUUGAAGAUGACAGCAAGGGAAAUCAGUUUGGUGGGCUAGAAACUCUAGACCUUCACGGCAAUCUACUGCAAUCCUUGCCCCUAGGGUUCAGGAGGCUCCACCGACUUCAAACUUUGAAUCUCUCCAACAACAAAUUAAGUAUGGAAGACAUACAGAUUGUUACGGAGAUGACGUGGAUCCGAGAUCUCAGGCUAGCAAGGAACGAAUUACAGGGAGCGCUUACUCCGAACAUCAAGAACCUUACCAACCUGGAAAUCCUGGAUCUGCACGAAAAUGAUCUCACCGACCUCCCGGUUAGCAUUGCCGACCUAACCUCCCUACGAGUUCUAAACGUCUCCAACAACCGCCUCAAUUCGCUGCCAUUUGACGCACUACAGAAUCUGCCGUUGAAGGAAGUAAGUGCCUCGAAGAACAAGCUGCAAGGCACAUUGAUGCCGGGUUCAGUGGGUAGGAUCGAGACAUUACGGAUUCUAGACGUCUCCGGGAACGCUCUCCUAAAGCUGUCGGAGAACGAGGCUCUCGAACUUCCCAACCUUCAAACCCUGACCAUCGGCGUGAAUCGCAUGCAGUGCCUGCCAAACAUGACCUCUUGGCAAGCUCUUCUGACACUAUCCGCCGAAGACAACACCAUCUCCGAGUUUCCUGAGGGGUUCACUGCAUUGAAACAUAUCAGGAAUGUCGACUUUACGGGAAAUAGCAUUUCGAAGUUGGACGAAAGAAUUGGAUUGAUGGAGAGCUUGGUGACUUUCCGGGUAGCAAACAAUCCUCUCCGUGAGCGCAAGUUCCUAGCCAUGGAGACGGAAACCUUGAAACGUGACCUGCGAAACCGAUGCGAGCCAGAGCCACAGGACACAGACGAGGAAGGCUCUGUCGCGACGCAGUUCACCCUUGCCCCAGAGACCCCAGCUCAGUCGGCUGCAUGGCAACUCAAACCAGGCGGCGUGCUUGACAGAUCGUAUACCGAUACACAAGACGUCGAUUUGGACCAGUUAGAGCGACUGAACCUGAACGAUGUCAGGUGCCUGUACCUUCAACACAAUCAAUUACGCAGUCUACCAGUCCCGGCGCUCAGCAUGCUUGCCGGCAGCCUUGUCGAUCUUGAUCUUUCGCACAAUCCUAUGGGCAGCGACAGCCUAUCCUUCUCGUCCCUCAACCUUCCUAGUCUCCAGAAUCUCAACUUGAGCGCCACCGGAUUGACCGCUCUUGAGCCGAUUUUGGACAACCUCGUGGCGCCGUCUCUUACCUAUUUUGACGUCUCCUAUAAUCGUCUGACUGGGACUCUGCCGACUGUUCGACGAGCUUUUCCCAACCUAGUGGCGCUCCUAGCCGCAGACAAUCAGCUGGAGAACCUCGAGUUCGAGGCUGUCCAGGGCCUUCAGGUCCUCGACGUCGGGAACAACAAUAUCAAUUCCCUACCGCCAAAGAUAGGUUUACUACGGUCGGAGGGUUCCAGCGAUAACUGGGGCGGUGGGUCGGCCCUUAAGAGGCUCGAGGUGGCAGGUAAUAGCUUCCGGGUUCCUCGGUGGCAGAUCGUUGCCAAAGGGACAGAUGCUAUCUUGGAAUGGUUAAAAGAUCGAAUUACCGUGGAAGAGCUUGCGGAAUGGGAGCCGCAGGCUGACGAAACCUUCUAGUUUCGAUAUAGUGUGCAAUUUUGCGGGGCUUGAUAUGCAGGGUCCGCCUGAGUUAUUUUCUAUGUAGAUAUACAUGCAUUUGCAUAUGCAUUGGGGUUUUGAUCACUGAUUUCGGACAUGGUUGUUUUAGCAUAUGGUUUUGGGUCAGUAUCCUUGAAUGUAAAUUCAGGCCAGUCG